Molecule: messenger RNA, 1827 nt
Organism: Schistosoma margrebowiei
Lineage: Eukaryota; Metazoa; Platyhelminthes; Trematoda; Strigeidida; Schistosomatidae
Source: the annotation of a GenBank genome assembly
AUGAAAUCACCACUCAGAAUUUAUUAUGCAAUUCUGAAAGCAUUUGGAUUAACACUUUGUAUAAUUUUCAUAUUACAAAUAUAUUUUAUGCGCACAACUGUCAAAUAUGUUAUCUUACGAAAUCACACUGAAGAAGCAAUUAUUGUACCCAAUAUGGCACAUAUUGACUGCAAACGAACAUGUCGUACUAUUUGUAAGAAUAUUGACAGCAUUCCAUCGAGUAAAGUGAGUGCAUUGAAACCAAUUGGAAAAAUGCCAUUCAAUGGUGAAUUCAAUAAAGAAGUGAACCCAAUCAACGACACAUUUUAUUCACAUGAUCUUGGUGGCGGUUGGAUGUUUAAGGAGGAGACGACGAAUUGUAGCAGCGUUCCACAAUCCGGUGCAGCAAUCAUCAUUGUUUGUAGAGAUAGAUGGAUACAACUGAAUAUUACAUUGUCCGCUCUGAUUCCAGUUCUCCAGAGACAACAUUUGUGUUAUCAAAUAUUUGUUAUUGAACAACAGGGCACUGGUAUUUUGAACAAAGCUCAGUUGAUGAACAUUGGUUUUAUUGAAGCACGUAAACGUUUCGAUUUCGACUGUGUUAUAUUUCAUGAUGCCGACUUAAUACCAUUGGAUGAUAGAAUACCACAUGGUUGUGAUGAAGAGACGAUGGAGAGUGUGGUUCAUUUGAGUGUUGGAGUGAGUUCAUGGAAUUAUGUUUUACCUUACAAAUCAUUGAUCGGUGGUGUUUUGAAAAUAUCGACUUCACACUUUAUACAGGUCAAUGGUUAUUCGAAUAGUUAUUGGGGUUGGGGUGGAGAGGAUGAUGAUUUGGAGAGGCGACUGAAAGCAUCAAAUAUUAUGUAUAAACACAUUGAAAAUUCAAUAGCAUUUGGAUUAACACUUUGUAUAAUUUUCAUAUUACAAAUAUAUUUUAUGCGUACAACUGUCAAAUAUGUUAUCUUACGAAAUCACACUGAAGAAGCAAUUAUUGUACCCAAUAUGGCACAUAUUGACUGCAAACGAACAUGUCGUACUAUUUGUAAGAAUAUUGACAGCAUUCCAUCGAGUAAAGUGAGUGCAUUGAAACCAAUUGGAAAAAUGCCAUUCAAUGGUGAAUUCAAUAAAGAAGUGAACCCAAUCAACGACACAUUUUAUUCACAUGAUCUUGGUGGCGGUUGGAUGUUUAAGGAGGAGACGACGAAUUGCAGCAGCGUUCCACAAUCCGGUACAGCAAUCAUCAUUGUUUGUAGAGAUAGAUGGAUACAACUGAAUAUUACACUGUCCGCUCUGAUUCCAGUUCUCCAGAGACAACAUUUGUGUUAUCAAAUAUUUGUUAUUGAACAACAGGGCACUGGUAUUUUGAACAAAGCUCAGUUGAUGAACAUUGGUUUUAUUGAAGCACGUAAGCGUUUCGAUUUCGACUGUGUUAUAUUUCAUGAUGCCGACUUAAUACCAUUGGAUGAUAGAAUACCACAUGGUUGUGAUGAAGAGACGAUGGAGAGUGUGGUUCAUUUGAGUGUUGGAGUGAGUUCAUGGAAUUAUGUUUUACCUUACAAAUCAUUGAUCGGUGGUGUUUUGAAAAUAUCGACUUCACACUUUAUACAGGUUAAUGGUUAUUCGAAUGUUUAUUGGGGUUGGGGUGGAGAGGAUGAUGAUUUGGAGAGGCGACUGAAAGCAUCAAAUAUUAUGUAUAAACACAUCAAAAAUUCAAUAGGCAGAUAUCUGGCUCAACCUCACCCUAAACAGAGAAAUAAUCUUAAACUUCAAUUAACCAUUGAAAAUAAAAGUCAAAAUUCAAUUGGUCAAUAUAAUACUCAAAAUCAAUUGGUUCAAUGUCUCAAUUAG